AUGUCCACCGCCGGUGGUGCGAAGAAGAUGCUAGUAAGCGACCUGGCAUCCAGUGCCACUCACGUCCCCUUAAACUACAUUCGACCCGUUUCGGAGCGUCCUAAUCUCACAAACAUUCAAAGCACUACUACUGCUGAUGCUUCGAUUCCACUCAUAGAUCUUGAGGAUCUCCACGGUCCUAGCUUCCGCUCUCACAUAAUCGCACAGAUUGGUCAAGCCUGCCAAGAAGAUGAUUUCUUCCAGAUUAAGAACCAUGGAGUACCGGAGACGACGAUCGGAAAGGCGAUGCGGAUGGCGAGAGAAUUCUUCAGGCUGCCUGAAAGCGAGAGGUUGAAGAACUACUCCGACGACCCUUCAAAGUCCACGAGGCUGUCCACGAGUUUCAGCGUGAAAACCGAGCAGGUGUCCAACUGGAGAGAAUUCCUGAGACUCCACUGUUACCCUCUCCAUGACUACGUGCACGAGUGGCCAACAAAUCCUCUAUCUUUCAGGGAGGAGGUAGCCGAGUAUUGCAGCAGCGUGAGGGGACUGGUUCUGAGGCUGCUUGAAGCCAUAUCGGAGAGCCUGGGCCUGCCUGGAGAUCAAAUAAGUAACCAAUUGGGCAAGCAUGCCCAGCACAUGGCUAUGAAUUAUUACCCUCCAUGUCCCCAACCGGAGCUUACUUACGGGUUGCCGAGCCAUACGGAUCCAAACUUAAUUACAAUCCUUCUUCAAGAUGACAUCCCCGGCUUGCAGGUCCUCCAGCAAGGAAAAUGGGUCGCCGUAAAUCCUAUUCCCAACACAUUCAUCGUUAACAUCGGAGAUCAAAUGCAGGUUCUGAGCAAUGAUCGUUACAAAAGCGUGCUGCAUCGAGCUUUGAUGAACGAGAAGAAGGAACGAAUUUCAAUUCCGACGUUCUACUGCCCAUCUCCGGACGCUGUGAUUGGUCCCACUUCAGAGUUGAUCGAUGAGAACCACCCCGCGGUUUAUAAGAGAUUCACUUACCAGGAAUACUAUCAUAAGUUUUGGAAUAGCGGUCUUUUCACCGAGUCCUGCCUCGACUUGUUCAAAGCCUCUUAUCUUUCCAGGCUCUAACUGAGAUUUGGACUUGUUCAAAGUCUACCGGAUUGCAUUUUCUUUAUUGUUUUUAAAGUUAUUUUUAGUUUUUGAUUUUUAAAAUAACACGAGACACACAACAGUUUGUGUGGAUGCGCGUUCCGCGGUGCGUUUGUUUCCUGAUUUGAUUUCCGAAUUUGGAAGCCAAGCCAAACUGAUGUCGUAGCUGACAUAUACAGUUCGUUCUCGUAUAAAAUGACGCCACCUUGAUUGGUAAUAGUUCAUCUCAAAUGACGCAACUUUAAUUGCCCUAUUAGCUGGCCUCCUUGACACGGAUAGUUCGUUUUCGUAUGAAAUGACGCCACCUUGAUUAGCUAAUAGGUCAUGAUGUUCAUCUCAAAUGAGGCAACUUUAAUUGCCCUAUUAGCUGGCCUCCUUGUCAU
Molecule: messenger RNA, 1478 nt
Organism: Diospyros lotus (date-plum)
Lineage: Eukaryota; Viridiplantae; Streptophyta; Magnoliopsida; Ericales; Ebenaceae
Product: protein DMR6-LIKE OXYGENASE 2-like
Exons: 5
Coding region: 1-1074 (357 amino acids)
Source: RefSeq, a predicted model, not a curated record